Tetrahymena thermophila SB210 is the source of this 2265-nucleotide messenger RNA. RefSeq lists its product as hypothetical. The record is from RefSeq and is a predicted model, not a curated record. NCBI's taxonomy places the organism in Eukaryota, Ciliophora, Oligohymenophorea, Hymenostomatida, Tetrahymenidae. The transcript is spliced from 12 exons.
AUGAAAUGGGGCUUAUAUCUCAUAGAUGAUUACUUAACUAAAGUUCAAAUAAUCAAUUCAACAUUUAAAGAUAAUUAAUCUAUAAAAUUAAACAAUCCAGCUGACAGCAAUCUUGUUUCUGAUGUGAUAGAUUUUUAGACCAUAUUUAUCAUAAUUGCAUAUGAUUAUUAAAGAAGGGCCUUCAGGUACUUUAAUGUAGAGAAUUUAUAGGAACUUUAAUCAACAGGAGUAAACUUGCCUUUCAUAGACUAUAAAACUUUUAUUUAGUAUCAGAAGAAGAUAUUUAUUGAUUAAUAUACUUAUGACAUAGCAUAUAUACCCUUAAAUAAUUAAGUUUAAGUUACUUAAAAUCCUUAAGGAAUCUCACUAACAUUCAAAUCACCUUAUACUCAUCUUGUUAAUUAUGCUUUUUCAUAUUCCGUCACUUAUCAGGUUAUGCAAGACUCUAAUUAGCAAUUGAUAAAAAUUUAUUAAGCAUAUAAUUUUUGUGCUCCUCACUGUUUUAUUUGUGCAUCAACCACAACUUGCUCAAUUUGUUAUUCUCCUCAUUAUUUAGAUAGCUAAUUUUAAUGUGUUGAUAAUUGUCCAACCUAAUUCAUAUAAGAUAAUAUUUAUAACUAAUGCAUUUGCCGUCCUAAUAGCUCUUUAGUAAAUUCGUCUUGUCCGUGUAAUGAUGGUUAUGUAGAUAUAAAUGAUAUUUGCUAACCAUGUCCUCCUAAUUGUAAAAUAUGCAAUAAUCAACUUGUUUGUUCAGCUUGUGAUUAAAACUAUUAUUUGACAGUUUAAGAAACUUGUGUACCUUCUUGUCCUCCACUUUUUAUUCCAGAUGUAACGAAUACUAAAUGUAUUUGCCGUCAGAACAGUAAUUUAUAAAAUUCAUAAUGUCCAUGCAACUCUGGGUAUGUUGAUAUAAAUAAUGUUUGCACGUAAUGUCCGCCUAAUUGUAAAAUAUGCAACAAUCAACUUGUUUGUUCAGCUUGUGAUUAAAAUUAUUAUUUGACAGUUUAAGAAACUUGUGUACCUUCUUGUCCUCCAGUUUUUAUUCCAGAUGUAACGAAUACUAAAUGUACUUGCCGUCAGAACAGUAGUUUAUAAGAUUCAUAAUGUCCAUGCAAUUCUGGGUAUGUUGAUAUAAAUAAUGUUUGUAUGUAAUGUCCAUCUAAUUGUUAAGAAUGUUCAAGUUAAUCUGUUUGUACAGUGUGUGCUUAAAAUUAUUAUUUAUCAGCUUAAUAAGUUUGUGUCUCUUCUUGUCCUCCACUUUUUAUUCCAGAUGUAACGAAUACUAAAUGUACUUGCCGUCUGAACAGUAGUUUAUAAGAUUCAUAAUGUCCAUGCAACUCUGGGUAUGUUGAUAUAAAUAAUGUUUGUACGUAAUGUCCGCCUAAUUGCAAAAUAUGUAACAAUCAACUUGUUUGUUCAGCUUGUGAUUAAAAUUAUUAUUUGACAUUUUAAGAAACUUGUGUACCUUCUUGUCCUCCACUUUUUAUUCCAGAUGUAACGAAUACUAAAUGUACUUGCCGUCAGAACAGUAGUUUAUAAGAUUCAUAAUGUCCAUGCAAUUCUGGGUAUGUUGAUAUAAAUAAUGUUUGUACGUAAUGUCCGCCUAAUUGCAAAAUAUGUAACAAUCAACUUGUUUGUUCAGCUUGUGUUUAAAAUUAUUAUUUGACAGUUUAAGAAACUUGUGUACCUUCUUGUCCUCCACUUUUUAUUCCAGAUGUAACGAAUACUAAAUGUACUUGCCGUCAGAACAGUAAUUUAUAAAAUUAAUAAUGUCCAUGCAAUUCUGGGUAUGUUGAUAUAAAUAAUGUUUGUAUGUAAUGUACACCUAAUUGUAAAGAAUGUGCAAGCUAAUCUGUUUGUACAGUAUGUGCUUAAAAUUAUUAUUUAUCAGCUUAAUAAGUUUGUGUCACUUCUUGUCCAGCAACAUUUAUAAUUGACUCAACCUCUACAAAAUGUGUUUGUGACUUAAACAAAAUACUGCAAAAUGGAAUUUGUUCUGAUUAGUGCAACUCAAACAAUUGCUAAACUUGUGAUAAAAAUAACAAUAAAAUAUGCACUGUCUGCAAUCCAGGAUUUGAUUUGUAUGGAUAGACAUGUCAAUAAGUUUAUUUAAAUUAUGAUUCACAAAUUUUCUCCUCUAAUAAGAUUGAGUAAAUUCAUCAAUAAACAUAAGUAAUGUCUGAAGGAGCUUUAUAUAGCUCAAUAUUAAAAAACACCAUCUCAAUAAAUGAAGUUUUUAAAUUUAUUCUAAGGUCUUGCUCAUGA